Branchiostoma belcheri (Belcher's lancelet) is the source of this 2436-nucleotide messenger RNA. RefSeq names its product leucine-rich repeat protein SHOC-2-like. NCBI's taxonomy places the organism in Eukaryota, Metazoa, Chordata, Leptocardii, Amphioxiformes, Branchiostomatidae. The record is from RefSeq and is a predicted model, not a curated record. Bases 573 to 2027 code for a protein of 484 amino acids. The transcript has 3 exons. Gene Ontology annotation, molecular function: protein binding.
UAGCCAUUUGAGUGACACAGAUUCCAUGGGACACCGGAACGGUAUGGUUUACCUCCCCUGGCACUUGUUAAAGAAGCCAGAUCGGGGCAUAUCCGACCCCGCAUAUGGGCGGGGGCUCUCACUCAGCCAUUCCGGUUAUUCCAGUGCGCCUCUCGGGGAAAGACCAGUGCAUGUUUGGGGCCGUGGCUACGAGCGGAGCCAGCGGAGUGGAAACACGACCCAAACAUUAGCGUGAUCCCGUCCGACAAGUUUUCGAUAACUACGUAAAGAUUGCGGUAAGAUCUCGCCAUUCUGAAAUGUCGUAUUUGUGUCAGGGGAUUUAUGUAAAUCAAUGAAUCUUGUACAGGACGAGGUUAAAUCGUUCACGAAUUGCCCGGGACAACCGCGGAUAUAUAUAUUUGACUCAAGACCUGAGGUUAUGAUCUAUAUCGGUGACAAAUGCGAUAUGGCCGCGAACAUCAUAAGUUCAACAAGCAUGGUGUUUGUCGUUGGCUAACAAUACCAAGGACGACGUGCCUGCGUUGUGUUGGCAACACAAGUCGUACCCAGUCGGAAUGCCAGGAUUCUGAAGGAUGGGGAAUAAGGACUCAAGACCCGUGUCGGUGCCCGUACACCGGCGGCAGAGGGCUAAGCCGCCGCCUCAGCCUGCUGUGCGCCAGAGCACCCCGAGGAGCAGCCCCGGGAAGACUCGGCUCACCCCGCCGCCGAAACCGCCCAGGGCACCCCGCCCGCCGCCGCCGGAGAGCCACGGCCACCACAGCCGCUCGCUACCACUGCCCAAGAGACGGGGACGGCACCACGGCAAGAACCAGAAAAACGGCCACGUUCCCAACGGAGCCGGGCGCAUCGGACAGACAGGAAAUCUGAGCCGUUCCAUGUCAAACUUUGAGGUGAGCGGAGCCAUGUCGCUGCCGAGGACCGUGAGCGACACGGCCCUGCUAGGCACACCGCCCACCGCCGACAUGGGGACCAUCCUCCGCACGGAGAUGACCAUGGCUUUCCUCAGCAGGGGGAAGAGAGAGCUGGAGCUCGGCGGGAGGGCGAUGCGCAUCCUCCCGGACGCUCUGCUCUCCCUCUGGGACCUCCAAGUCCUCGACAUCAGCAAGAACAAACUCCGACAACUCCCCAACAAGUUCCGACGUCUCCGGAGCUUGGAGACCCUGACUCUCAACAGCAACGAAUUCAAGACAUUUCCUGACCAGAUUACCGACCUCGUUAAUCUGAUAAGCCUUGACAUGGGAUACAACGAGCUCAGAACGGUCCCCAAAGGAAUUUCAAGACUAGCCCGUCUUGUGAACUUGAUCCUGAACAACAACAACUUCGCGGAGCUUCCGGAGGAGGUGUUGUAUCUGAUUACGUUGGAAAACUUGAACUUGAGCUACAACGUGCUUGACGAGAUACCGGAGAAGAUCUACAGGCUACGGCGGCUUCGGGGCCUGGAGCUGAACAACAACAACCUGACACGCUUCCCCCUGGGCGUUCUGGAACUGUUCAAUCUAGAGGUGUUGAACCUGAGUUUCAACAAGAUCGGGGUGGUGCCAGAGGAUAUUUCCCGCCUGGGCAACCUGAGCAAGUUGGGGUUGGCGAACGCCGGGCUCACCCAGCUUCCCGACAACAUCUGCCGGCUCACGCUCAUGGUCGAGCUCGACCUCUCAGACAACCGUCUGUCGGAGCUUCCCGCGGAAUUUUCCCGCCUUAAACUUCUGAGGAAACUGGAGCUGCAGUGGAACGUCUUUGAAGACUUUCCCGAACAAAUCUUACAGCUCAGAGGGCUGGAAAUCCUCUCGUUGCACAACAAUCGUCUGAAAUUUCUCCCGCCAGGAAUUGUCGGCCUGCAGCGGUUGAAGAAGCUGUGGAUCAGCAGCAACCGUCUGACGACAGUUCCCUCAGGAGUGUGCGAGCUGCCCGAUCUCGCCAGCCUCCAUCUCUAUGACAACCAGCUCAUCUCGUUCCCACCUGGGUUCGAGAACGUGUCCAAUCUGCCCGAUCUGCAGAUCUAUCCACAGAGAAGCAUCAUAUUUGGAUAAGAAAACCAAGCUACGCUGUUGCAACAUAAGAAAAGGGCGUCCGCAUGUGAAUACAAAGGCAAUAUCUGUAGUAUUUUUUAUCGCGCUGGUGCGAAUAAAAGGAACCAGAGGAACUAUCUUGAAAGCAUGAUUUUUUACAACCAAAGUUUAGUGCAUGUUGAAGGAUUUAACAAACGAAUAAUGUCAUUAAAAGUAACGGUAUCUUCAUAUUCUACGGCACUGGAUUUUGAAAAGUACAUGUAGUACUAGUAAAGAAUGAAAAGAAGACUUUGAAGAACUCGCAUCGAGUCCCAGUGGCAUACAUUCUAUGUUGUCCGGCUGUUGUAUAUAGUGUUACAUUCCUUGAAAUAUCGCCAAAGAUUGUGCUUCUUUUUCUAUACAUUGCAAUACUAGCGUGAUGUGCUUUGAA